AUCGAUCGCUUCACACCUUUCGGCGCACCGUCAGAGACGCGCAUCAUGUCACUGCCCGAGUAUAAGACGGCUUUCAUGAGGGACUGCGUCUCAGCGGACGCGCUCAAAUUCGGCACCUUCACGCUCAAGUCGAAGCGCAUAUCGCCCUACUUCUUCAAUGCGGGCCUUUUCCACCGCGCAUAUCUCCUGCGGUCCAUAUCCUCGGCAUAUGCGCACACCCUGACCGCGCACGCGCAGUCAGACCCUUCAUUCCACUUCGAUGUGUUGUUCGGGCCAGCCUACAAGGGCAUUCCUCUGGCUGCUGCCACCAUCGACAAGCUUGCCGACCUGGACCUGGACAAGUACGGGAAGACAAGCUACAGCUUCAACCGCAAAGAGGCCAAGGACCACGGCGAAGGCGGCAACAUUGUCGGAGCCUCCCUCAAAGGCCAGAAGGUGGUCAUUGUGGACGAUGUCAUCACGGCUGGGACCGCUAUCCGCGAAGCCAUCGAGAUUAUCAAGAGAGAGGGCGGAGAGCUGGUGGGCAUCAUCGUGGCUUUCGAUCGCUUAGAGAAGACGCCCAGUGCGACAGAUGACGAUGGGACGCCGAGGCCCAGCGCUAUUGGGGAGAUCAGGAAGCAGUAUGGGAUUCCGGUGCUGGCGAUCCUGACGCUGGACGAUGUGAUUGAGUACUUGAAGAGCUUGGGGAGCGCAGAGGAUCUGGAGCGGCUGGAUGAGUAUCGGGCCAAAUACAAGGCGAGCGAUUGAGGUGUGAGGCUUCACGACGCCAUGAUACAUCUUUGUGAUACCCAUAGAUCUCGUGCUGCCGCUGAGCAGUGCUCUUUCAUGGAGAGAUUGCCGAGAGCGGCCUCGGCAGCACAAGCCUCCCAUAAACGAUCAAUUUAGGCGGCGGCAGUCUAGUGGGUCCGCAAACAUCUAAACGUGACCACGUCUCAGAAACCACCGCCAAUGGAGGGCAGCUGUUCAUCUGCUGCACCGCUUCACUCCGCUCUUUGUAGUAGCCCAACAGUGCCGAGCUUCCGCUUCCGGCUGGUCCAUCAUUCUCCCUACACA
Molecule: messenger RNA, 1053 nt
Organism: Trematosphaeria pertusa
Lineage: Eukaryota; Fungi; Ascomycota; Dothideomycetes; Pleosporales; Trematosphaeriaceae
Product: orotate phosphoribosyltransferase
Exons: 1
Coding region: 46-747 (233 amino acids)
Biological process (GO): pyrimidine nucleotide biosynthetic process; 'de novo' pyrimidine nucleobase biosynthetic process; pyrimidine ribonucleoside biosynthetic process
Cellular component (GO): cytoplasm
Molecular function (GO): orotate phosphoribosyltransferase activity
Source: RefSeq, a predicted model, not a curated record